Sabethes cyaneus is the source of this 600-nucleotide messenger RNA. RefSeq lists its product as uncharacterized. The coding region runs from base 1 to 600 and encodes 199 amino acids. NCBI's taxonomy places the organism in Eukaryota, Metazoa, Arthropoda, Insecta, Diptera, Culicidae. The transcript has 4 exons. The record is from RefSeq and is a predicted model, not a curated record.
AUGCCGGUGAAAAAGAAGGUUGUAAAAAAAGGAGCAGCAGCGCCGCCUCCAGAACCAGAACCAGAACCCGAGCCCGAGCCAGAAGUCGUCGAAGAGCCGCCAGAGGAAGAAUCAUCAGAGGAGGAAGAAGAAGAGGAACCGCUUUCCGAGGAAGAGGAAGGAUCGAAAAAAACGAAAUUUGAUCUGUUACAUGAAUUCGUGCAAGUGACUUACGAUUUCUUGAACCAGUAUGAUGCCAUUGUGGAGAAUAGGAACCAACAUCGGUCUUUGUUCAUCAAAAACCUAAACCCAAUGAGAGAGAACCUGGUCUUUAUACUUCAUCAGUAUAUAAUGAAUCAGCUGCCUCGAGACGACUACCUAUGUCUGCAUAUAAAAUGUUGCGGAGAAGAAUUACUGAACAACGAAGAGUUUGAUUUACACUACGUAGAAGAGCAUAGAAAAGCUAACAGGGGCAUUGUAUUGCCAGAGAUACAAACGAUUGCUGCCUAUCGAAAGUGGUUGCGGAAAUACAAAGUCAGAGGAAGAGUUGUCAACAAUGACUUACUAUUUGUGCUCAGGCGACUAUUACGAAAAACCAACACAGUUUUGGCAGGAGCAUAG